AUGUUCCAAUUAUAUGGCCCGCAAAGACUACAGAUGCUGGAAAAAUAUUUGAGAAAGAGCCUACCUGAGUCCUUAAAGGUUUAUGGGACUGUCUUUCACAUGAAUCAGAGAAACUCGUUCAACCUUAAAGCUUUUGUGGACAAGUGGCCUGAUUUUAAUACAGUGGUUAUCAGCCCUCCAAAACAGGAGAUGAUAGAUGAUUUUGAUCACUACACUAAUACAUACCAGAUCUAUUCUAAGGAUCCAAAACACUGCCAAAAAAUCCUUGAAACAUCAGAUAUCAUCAAUUGGAAACAACAUCUGCAGAUCCAAAGUACACAGUCCAGCUUGAACGAGGCGAUACAGAACCUUGCAACUACUAAACUGAUUAAGAUCACACAUCAACAACGCAUUCUCUUUAUGUUUCCUCAAACAGUAAAGAACUUGCUGCCUUCCCUGUUGGAAGCAAAUAACAUACCUCUUAAAUUUGGUACUCCUGAGACCCUUAAUGAAAAGAUGUUUAAGCUCUCAACCCUGGAUGUUACUCAUGCUGCCUUGGUGAAUAAGUUUUGGGAUUUUGGAGGCAAUGAGAGGAGCCAAAAAUUCAUUGAGUGCUGUAUCCAAAACAUGUUCACUAUCUGCCUGCUGGGGCCAGAGGGGACCCCCGUAUCCUGGUCUGUGAUGGACCAGACUGGAGAGUUACGAAUGGCAAACACUUUGCCUGAGUACCGAAACCAGGGUCUCAUUUCUAAUAUCAUAUAUGCCACUGCCCAGACUCUGGACAAGCUUGGCUUCCCUUUAUAUAAUCACACAGACAGAUCCAACAAAAUCAUACAGAAAGUUUCUUGCAAUUUUCACUUCAUGACAUUGCCCUGUGGCUGGAGUCAAUGGAAUUCUGUGCCCCUAUGAAGUCCCUGAUCGGUAGGCAGUGUUGAAUGUGUUGAUCAUGAGACAGAAAAAAAGGAUGGGUAUUAAAGAAAAAGAAUAAAUCAGACACUUUAGUAAAGUAGUAUUGUUGUUUGGACUUCAUGGAAAUAAUUGAAUAGACAACAGAAUCCAAGACAAUCUCCACUCACAGAGCAUUCAGAAUCCUUCAGUAGAUUUGACAAGGGCAGGAUUUCCUGUGGCGAAUUCUGGUCUCAUUCAAUUUCCUACAGUUUGGGAU
Molecule: messenger RNA, 1144 nt
Organism: Suncus etruscus (white-toothed pygmy shrew)
Lineage: Eukaryota; Metazoa; Chordata; Mammalia; Eulipotyphla; Soricidae
Product: glycine N-phenylacetyltransferase-like
Exons: 5
Coding region: 1-888 (295 amino acids)
Cellular component (GO): mitochondrion
Molecular function (GO): glycine N-acyltransferase activity
Source: RefSeq, a predicted model, not a curated record